AUGUCGCAAAGCUGCGCCACUCAAGAUGGCACGAAGAUGUGCAGCAAAGACACUGUCAAGGCUACAGGUCUCAAUAUUUGGGCCAGCGGUGAGCACGGUCGUAACAGACCCAAAGUAGAUGUUAUUGCAGUUCAAGGUCUUGGUGCUAAUCCAUACUACACAUGGGUUUGGAGACCUGAUUCUGCCGGGGCGAGGCCUACGGGAGGCUCCUACUUCAGUUUACAAAGCCGCCAGAGGAAUACUCAGGCUGACGCACUUCCCAAUGGUGUUCGAGCGACAUCCGACUGA
This is a messenger RNA of Letharia columbiana, 288 nucleotides long. RefSeq lists its product as uncharacterized. Bases 1 to 288 code for a protein of 95 amino acids. Lineage: Eukaryota; Fungi; Ascomycota; Lecanoromycetes; Lecanorales; Parmeliaceae. The transcript has 2 exons. The record is from RefSeq and is a predicted model, not a curated record.